AUGAGAGAAGCUAGCACCACAUCUCUGACCCACCACCUGGCCAAAGCGCUCAUCCCUCAAAAGUGUCCCGUCCCAGCAUUUGAAUGUUACGACGGAUCUAGCGACCCUGCAGCUCAUCUUCGGUACUAUAAUCGCAUCUUAGCCCGAUGGGAGAAAAACGAUGCAGUCCUUUGCAGAUACUUUCCUUCAAGUCUAAAGGUAUCGACACUAUCUUGGUUUGGCAACUUACCGCCAAAUUCCAUCGAUUCUUACAUCCAGCUCACUGAGAGAUUCUUAAGAACGUACAUGUACAACAAGGCUGUCAACGCCGGGAUGGACAAGCUCUUUUCGCUGGCAAUAGCUUACAAGGAGGCGAUCAGGGAAUAUACCGACAAGUGUCACAAGAUUUGUCAAUCUAUAGGGAACGUAGAUCCAGUGGUUAGCAUCAAUUGUUACAAGUGGGGUUUGGAUAGAAUGAGCCCUCUAUUCGUUGAGAUCCAUGGAAGUGUGCCAAACACCGAAGGAGAUCUUCGAAUCAUCAUCGAGAAGCAUGCCCGUUUGGAAAAAAAUCAGCGAGAAAAUCCAAGGGCUCAAACGCAGAUAUCACAUCGGACCAACUCAGAACAAGUCAGCAGAUCCAAAAGGGGUAACUCGGCAGAACUUCCACGCGGAGAUAGCAUAGGACAAAUAGAUGAUCUUCGGCGUGACGAUCGGAAAUUUGAAGACCAAGUCUUCACAAAAUUGAAUACCAACCACACUCGCGUCCUACGAGAAAUCAAGGAUCGAGAAGGUCUGGAAUGGCCUUGGUCCAAAGGGAAGCAGCCCCCUAGAACCGAGAAAUCAAGAGAUUACUGCGACCUCAAGCAGUACAUACAGAAGGCAGAUAACGAAGAUAGGAACAAACGAAGCAAGCAAGUUCAACUGCCAGAGGGAAACCAAACAGUCAACACCAUCUCAUGUUCCGAAGCUACAGGACCCUCGCUAACAGCACAGAUAGGGAAAAGGUUAAGUAAAUAA
Molecule: messenger RNA, 996 nt
Organism: Papaver somniferum (opium poppy)
Lineage: Eukaryota; Viridiplantae; Streptophyta; Magnoliopsida; Ranunculales; Papaveraceae
Exons: 2
Coding region: 1-996 (331 amino acids)
Source: RefSeq, a predicted model, not a curated record